Molecule: messenger RNA, 1503 nt
Organism: Megalopta genalis
Lineage: Eukaryota; Metazoa; Arthropoda; Insecta; Hymenoptera; Halictidae
Source: RefSeq, a predicted model, not a curated record
AAGAUAAUUCCUAGAAAUGCGGCGUCUGCUAGAGCACUGACAGUGCGUUGUUAUCAUAAAGAGUGUAUUUUAAUCUAAUCAGUACUAAAAACUUAAGCAUUAAUCUGUAAUAUGAAAUUGAUAACCAAUUUAUAAAUAAUGUACGCCUUCGAUGUUUCGCUGUCAGCAACUUGUUCUAACUAUUGCGUUAAAUUUAUUACGAUUAAUUAUAUCACGGAAGGUAUCUAACCUAUGUACGAUGUUUCUAACGUAAAGUAUCAGUGUGAUUGUCAUCUAAAACCUGCAAAACCAUCUGAUUAAAUGAUGAGAGAUGCGUACCAGAGGCCUGCUAUUGUUCCUUAUCUGCAUAGCAGGGAGCAGUAUUAUAUUCAUUGCUUUCAGCAGUCAACGACCCUCCAUUCAGACUCUGGUUACAGAGACUCACAAGCAGCUACGUAACUUCCAAGAAAAUUUAAAAGAUGUUGAGGAGAAACGCUUGGUAACAGACUCUAAAUAUCUUGCGAUGCUUGGUUUAGAUGGGCAAACAAGCACAACACCGUAUAGUCUUAAAUCACAAAAUGUGACUGUUAUUUCUCUCAUAAGGCCAGGAAACGAGCAGCAUAUUUACGGCUUUGUUAGAAAUGUCAGCCACUUUUUGCCAAAUAAUAAUAUUGUCAUUUAUAGCGUUGGAUUAAAUGAUGAUUCUUUGCAAAAUAUUAGAGCAACUUGUAACUCCACAAAGUGUAACGUGACUCAAUUUGACACGAGCCCAUUUCCUACACACGUCGAAGACGAUAGACUGCAUGUUUAUAGACCUCUAGUUAUUCAGACAGCUUUAAACACAUUAGGAAACAUAUUAUAUAUGGAUUCGAAUGUGCGUUUGAAUUCGUCAGACAUUUUAAAGUACCUCUCACCGAAAUCUGGGAUUUUAACUUGGCCUACAAGGCACGCCAUUAGCUCCUUGACGCAUCCAAAGAUGUAUGAAUAUUUUCACGUUUCUGCUGAAAGUUUUUUCUUUCUCCCUUUAAUAAGAGCAUCACACUUAGUUAUUAGGAAUGUUAAAGAGAUUAGAGAGAAUGUAAUGUUGCCAUGGGUUCAAUGCGCCCUAACAAGAGAUUGCAUUUGUCCCAUUGGUGCUCAAUCGGCAGGUUGUCGAUUUAAUAAAAAACCACAAUAUCGGUACUCCGGUUGCCACGCAUACGACACUUCUGCACUGAAUAUCGUGCUCGGAAUGCACUUUAAUUUUGACGACACGUAUUACGUCCAUCAGGAGCGCGAAACGUAUUUCAAUAAGGUUCUACCCGAGGAAAUCACAGAAGAAUAUCUGAUGACCGCCAGACAGAACAAUGCAACCGAAUCGAACUUAAGGAACUUCAUAUCAACUGAACGCUAAUUCCUGUAUGAUCUCGAUUCAUUUUGAAUCGAGAUUCAAGUGAUACGUCGAACAAGCACAAGUUAAUAUAAGGGUACAUAAUAAGUUUAAAGAAAAAAAAAACAAAUAAAGACUUUAGCUUAAAUAAAUAA